Messenger RNA from Telopea speciosissima, 1349 nucleotides. RefSeq lists its product as uncharacterized. The coding region runs from base 186 to 1178 and encodes 330 amino acids. Lineage: Eukaryota; Viridiplantae; Streptophyta; Magnoliopsida; Proteales; Proteaceae. The record is from RefSeq and is a predicted model, not a curated record. The transcript has 6 exons.
AGCGAAGCAAACAACUAUAAGCCACUGAGGGCUUACGACUCGCUCAUUCCUUUUCUUUUACCUGCUAUACUCUCUUUUCAGUGUACGAGAGAGAGAGUCGAAACCCUAGAGCUGGAAAUCAGUCGAAUGAGGUCAUACUUGGAUGCUUCAAAGCUAUACCCUCCAACAUCUUGUAAAGUGCUAAAAUGAAACCAAGAACUAAUGAGAUUCCUAGAGGUCAAAAGUUGAAGAAUUUCCAAGGGGAAGGGCCAAAUUGGAUCCUUAUUGUUGGUGGCGCUUUGUUGAGUACAUUGUCAAUUCGGUUUGGGUACAAGCUUAGCCAAGCUCCUGAUACAAAACGUCUGGACAAUGCUAGCAAUGGUUUGAAAGGAAAUGUAAAAUCUACUGAUAAGAGAAGGUCCAGAGCUUGCAAACUGCAUUCAAAUGUUUAUUCUUUCACCCAAAAUGAGGAUGGCUGUUACAAUUACAUUUCAGGAAGAAGUUCAGAAGGCACUGUUGAAGCUAAGCGUCCAGCUAGUGAUCCUAUGCUAAAGGAAGCUGAUCUAUCACUCUCUUUAGUCACAAUUACAGCGCCAGAGUCAAACAGAGAAAAUGGUCUGAUUUGGGCAUCUUCUCCUGAUCGUCUUGAGCCACCUCCAAAACCAUUCCACCACUCAAAUAGCUCAGACUCUCCCUGUGGAUCAGAAUCUGGCUCUGACAUCUUUGGGAAGCGAGAAGUGAUUCACAAAUUGUGCCAGCAGUUGAAGAGAAGGGAUGAGAUGAUCUUGGAGAUGCAGGAUCAAAUCACAGCAUUCCAGAAUUCGCUCAAUGUUCAGCUGACGCAUUCUGCUAAUUUGCAGUCACAGAUUGAUGCUGCAAACCAGGACCUAUUUGAUUCUGAGAGAGAAAUCCAGAGACUGAGGACAGUCAUUGCAGAUUACUGUGUAGGGGAAGUAGGGCCCACCAAGAAGCCCACAGUAACGGGGGAUUGGUCGGCAGAAGGAAGAAAUGUUCAUAGUAAUGGGUAUGCUGAUGGGGAGAGGAUUGAGAUGCUGAAGAGGGAAGUGGGAGAGUUGAAGGAAGUGAUUGAAGGAAAGGAGUACCUGUUGCAGAGCUACAAGGAACACAAGGCAGAGCUAUCUGCUAAGGUCAAGGAACUGCAGGAGAGAUUGGCCUCUCAGGUACCUAGUAUUUUGUAGGGAACUCAGUUUUUGUGUAUGUUUUGGUUUUUCUUUUGUUUUUCCAAAAAUGUGGGAAAGCUGGGCUUCCAUAAUUUCCUUGAAUUCAGUUCAAAUGUUUCAUUCUGUAUAAUUAUGUGUGUCCGCGAGAAUGAGCAAAGAAAUAGAGAAGUUGGUUUACCACAGUUCCAC